CAUGAAGUAUCGAUGUUAGAGCAGCGACGAACGAAAACAACAACAGGAGGCUGGCACAUUUAUUUACAAACUAAUUUGUUUAACGUGUUUCGUUAGCGCUUUAUGUGAAUUGAUGCCGCAAACAACAGUGCACAGUAGCAGCAGCAGAAGCGGCGGCAGCGGGCGAUGCGUGAUUGACUAAAUAAAUGUGGCGCAUGUUCGCACAAACGACAACAACAACAAUAACAAUAGCAAGAGGAACAACAACAUUGUGAGCGGUAGCGAAACAACAACAACAACAACAGCUGUAAUCAACAAAUAGAUUCAAUUUUAAUUGAAAUUUAUCAGCACUGUCCGGCUGCUGUGCGCUGUUCUGUGCUGUGCUCUCGUUUUGAAUGGUGCUACUGUUGGCGACAUAUUUCAGCCACUGAGUGUGACCAUCACCUUCCCCCGCCCCCCUGCUGCUCCCUCCUCCUGCUGCGCUGACCACCGAUUAAAUCCCCAAAGUGAAUCUUUUAAUUAACCGGAGAGCGAAAGAACGAGACGGAGAAUGAUGCGACUGCCUUAGGCUGCUAUGUGAUGAACGAAAUGAAGAGAGCGAUGUGCCACAAUUGACAGACCACAAUUAUCAAUUGGCAGUAAUAAAUGUGCCUAAUACAAUUGAAUCGAGCCAAAAGAAACAAAACAACACCAUCAUCAUCAUCAACAGCAACAGGAACAUCAACGAUCAACGAUCAAUCGAUCGUCGUUCGGCAGCUGGUGAAGAAGGAAAAACCAAAACUAUGGAGAUCAAUGUGGAGUUCAACAAUGAGAAGAAAGUGCUCUGCGAGAAGAUCAUACGUGACAUUAACGCCGUUUUUCUCAAGGAUGCCGAUCUCUCCUCGUUCGAAAUAAUACCCAAAGAGACGAAUUGCAACAAGUCACCGGUGGUGCAUGUGGAGCAUAAUCUGGGCCUGGAAUCGUGGUGUGCCCGUCAUGUGUACGAUCAUGCCCAUCGUACGCUCAUCACGCAUCGUCGCCAGACGACGCAACAACAGCUGCGCACGCUCCAGCAGCAACAGCAGAGCGAUGCCCUGGCCAAGUACCUGAAUGUGGCGCUUCUCAUCAAUCCGGAUGUGACGACGUUCUGGCACAUUCGUCGCCAGCUGGUCCAGAAGAAUCGUCUGACCAUCAACAAGGAGCUGCAGUUCUCCGCUCUGGUGCUCUCCAUGAAGCCCAAGUCCAACGAGGCAUUCGCCUAUCGUCGUUGGCUCUACUCCUUUCAAAGUGCAGAUGCCAUCGACUGGCCGCAUGAGAUCAGCAUUUGUGAGCGUGCCGCAGAUCGCUGUGCCAGCAACUAUCACGCCUGGUCGCAUCGCCAGUGGGUGCUGCAGAAUGCGCCGUGUCUGCUGCAAUCGGAGCUGAUGCGCACCGAGAAGUUCAUGCGCAAGCACAUCAGCGACUACAGCAGCUAUCACUAUCGCCAGGCGCUGCUCUUGCGUGCCUACGAGCUGGGCUACCAUGCGGCCGAGGAGCAACCGAGUUGUUUGCUGCAGCUGCUCGCCGAGUACGAACUAACUGCUGCGGAUGCUGACGAGAGUGCCGAGGAGGCAGUGUUGCAACUGCUGUUGCCGGAUUUCAAGCGGAGCAGCGUGAGUGUGCAACGCUUGCGAUCGUUUCUUUACUGCUGCAAUGUGGCCGCCAGCGAUGUGCGUCUGUGUGUGGAGCAGCGAACGCUUUAUGGGCAUCGCGAUUGCUUCGAGCUGCAUCGACGCGCCGCCCUCAAGUUCAUUGUGGAGCAGUCGGUGCGUCUGCUGACCGGCGUCGCUCGCAGUGGCAUGACAUCGUCGUCGUCAUCGUUGUAUCUACCUCCUUUGCCGCCACAAUCCGAUUACGAGGCGCAUCCAUUUCUGAUCGCUGUGCGACGUGUGGAGAGUCGGCUGGGGGAGAAGCAUAAGCGCUGGUGUCAGAUUCAUUUGAAUUUUGGACAGCAAGCGGAGGCGGAGGAGCAGGAGCAGGAGGAGGACACCAGCUAGAUGUUAGCGACGUCUAAACAAAAUAUUUGUUUGCAAAUGUUCAACAUGUGCCGUAAAGCCAAACAGCGACAUCAUAUAUGGAACUAUCUUGUUAUCUCCUCUCUUAAUAAGAUUCAGCUCAAAGCACAACUCAUUUUAGUCCAAUUCUGAAUUCCAAAAAGCAACAAAACAAAAUAAUUGCAAAUUGCAAACUCGAUACAUAUUAAUGACAAAUUGCAUUUGAAUCGAGAUCAAAUAGACAAUUCAGUUUAAAUACUAUAUAUACAUAUAUCUCGACGUACGUUUAAAUAUUUGAAUAUUGCUCUUGUUAGUUGUAUUUUUUAAUUGUUUAGUAGAUCUUUGAUGCUCUAUUUCAAUUCAAUAAUCAUGUGUAGUGCAUGUCUGUUAGCCAAUUUUGCAAAUAGUUUUUAAUAAAUUC
Messenger RNA from Drosophila albomicans, 2412 nucleotides. It is a transcript of the gene temp, whose product is annotated as protein prenyltransferase alpha subunit repeat-containing protein 1. Gene Ontology annotation, biological process: protein prenylation. The transcript is spliced from 3 exons. Gene Ontology annotation, cellular component: cytoplasm. Gene Ontology annotation, molecular function: protein prenyltransferase activity. NCBI's taxonomy places the organism in Eukaryota, Metazoa, Arthropoda, Insecta, Diptera, Drosophilidae. The record is from RefSeq and is a predicted model, not a curated record. Bases 762 to 1994 code for a protein of 410 amino acids.